AUGGAAGCGAUAAUAAAAAAAGAUGCCAAAACAAAAGAUUUAGAAAAAUUAUUUGGGUAUGCAAAAGAAUUAGAGAAAAUUAGAAGCAAUUUAAAAAUAUUAUUUAAAAACCAGGAUGAACUAGAUAAAAACGAGAAAGAAGUUGAAAAAUACAUAAGUGUAACAACAAAAGAAAUAAAACGAUUAACAUUUUAUCAACAAAUAAGUAAAAAUGUUACAAAAGUAGGCGGUGCCUUAACAUUGGCUGGUUCAGUCAUAAGUGGAGGAUUAAAAUCAUCAGGAUAUUCUUAUCAAGGAGACUUGCUUUUGUUGGUCAGCUCAGGAGUAGGAGGUUUUCUGACGUUAACUAGUUCGAUUACAGAAAAAAAGUUUAAUGAUAUUUAUGAUCAUUUGUUUUGGCUUUCAAGAACUGCUAGAUAUUCAGAGGAAAUAGAUAAGGCAAUUUCUAAAUUUUUAGCUAGGAAUAGAAAGUUUAAAGAGGAAGAUUUAGUGCAAAUUGAGAAAAAAAAAAUUAAAAUAGAUAAUCUUAUUCCAAAAUCAACAUCUGUACCAAUAAAAUCAAUAUUGUCUAUUCCAGAUCCAAUAAAAUUUACAAACAUGUCUUUUGCAGAACAACUAAAAUUUACACAAAUGUCUCAUGUAGAACCAAUAAACGUUAUUAAAAAAAAUGAAGAAUUAACAGAAUUACAAGAGAUAAGAGUAAACAAGGGUGCUUUCGAAGAAUUUAAAAGGUUUUGGGAAGAAGAAAUUCAAGAAAUUUUCAAUGAAGAAAAGAUUAUAGAGAUGGGUGAUGAUGUGAAAAGGAGCUCUAAUUAUGAUUUACAAAUAAUAGUUAAUCAAGGAGAGUAA
Molecule: messenger RNA, 849 nt
Organism: Racocetra fulgida
Lineage: Eukaryota; Fungi; Glomeromycota; Glomeromycetes; Diversisporales; Gigasporaceae
Source: the annotation of a GenBank genome assembly